GGAGCACAGGAGCGCAGACAGAGGACAGCCUGCUUUACUUUAGCUCUAUGUGCCUGAAUUAACCCUUCAUCCUGAUCCACACAUCCCACUGUCUGGUGGGACCAUGUGGGUUCUGGAUAAGAUCCGUGGCUCGGUGGAGACCGGCAUGUUGAGACAAGGUGACAGUGACAAGAAAAUGGUGGCCUCACCCUACAGCAAUGUGCUCACACCCGAUAAGAUUCCAGACUUCUUUAUCCCACCGAAACUGGUCAGCUACCCCCCAGAGCCCGAGGUUCCAAGCUUAAAGCCCAAAGAGGGGCUCCAUCCAUCCACUUCUGAGCAAACCCUCGGCAGCAACAGGAAGAUCAGCAGCCCAAGAAGCCCCCGUCUGAUGGCCAAGCUUGCAGGAGACACGAAGAACUUGCUAAAAGCAGCAAACCGCCACAUCAUCCAGAUAGAGAGUGCAGAUGAUGUUGUUGCUGGAGACACAAAUGCAGAUCCCCAGUCACAGACGGCUAUGUCCCUGCCUUAUGUUCCCAAGACUCAGACAUCAUAUGGGUUUGCAACGCUGAAAGAAAGCCCCCACACUCGGCGGAAGGAGUCCCUGUUCCACUGUGAGCUCACCAGCCCCAUCACGUCUCCAAACGCGCAGAGGAAGGCGCCAAGAAAAGGCGGCGACGCAGGAAACCACCUGAACCCUGCUGACUGCAACACCUCUCACAUGAACCCGUAUCGUUACUUCAGCGGUGGAGAAAGCGACACCUGCUCCUCAGCGGAGUCCUCUCCCUUCAGCUCCCCGCUGCUCUCCCGCUCCGCGUCCCUGCUCAAGCUCUUCACCCAUGAGACGCAGGCCAAGGUCGUGAAGGCCAAGCGGUCGUUCGCUCGCCACAGCUCCCUCUCCACCGACGAGUGCAGCUCGGCUGAGCCAAGCCCCAACAUCCAGCGGCGGCUUCACAUCCCCUCGCUCCAUAGCGGCGCAGGCGCCUCAGAGCCUGGCCUCCAGCGGGAGCACACCAUCAACCUGCACAAAGGUGGGACUGUGAGGAUCAGCGCCAACUACGACUCCAGCACAUCCCGCCUGUUCAUCCGUGUCCUGGCGGCAGAAAGUCUUUAUGACAAGAACUUCAACAUCAAAAGCAUCAACUGCUGCGUGUCGGUGUACCUGAACCCUGGCAAGCUGCAGAAGCAGAGAAGCAACAUUAUCAAGAACAGCCGCAACCCGGUCUUCAACGAGGACUUCUUCUUUGACUCCAUCAGCUCCGUUCAAGCGAAGAAGCUCUCGGUCAAGUUUAAGGUGGUGAACAAAGGCACCAGCCUGAAGAGGGACAUGCUGCUGGGCGAGAGGGAGGUGCCCCUGACAAAGCUGCUGUCAGGACUCUAA
Molecule: messenger RNA, 1360 nt
Organism: Nematolebias whitei (Rio pearlfish)
Lineage: Eukaryota; Metazoa; Chordata; Actinopteri; Cyprinodontiformes; Rivulidae
Product: C2 calcium-dependent domain-containing protein 4C
Exons: 2
Coding region: 104-1360 (418 amino acids)
Source: RefSeq, a predicted model, not a curated record